Molecule: messenger RNA, 3262 nt
Organism: Erinaceus europaeus (western European hedgehog)
Lineage: Eukaryota; Metazoa; Chordata; Mammalia; Eulipotyphla; Erinaceidae
Gene: BCL2L1
Product: BCL2 like 1
Exons: 3
Coding region: 1028-1729 (233 amino acids)
Biological process (GO): extrinsic apoptotic signaling pathway in absence of ligand; negative regulation of intrinsic apoptotic signaling pathway; intrinsic apoptotic signaling pathway in response to DNA damage
Cellular component (GO): mitochondrial outer membrane
Molecular function (GO): protein heterodimerization activity; protein homodimerization activity
Source: RefSeq, a predicted model, not a curated record
GGAAGCCGGGAGGCCGCAGCGCACCCACUCGGGGUUCCGGAGAGGGGCCACCCUCUCGACCCCCCAGUGCUCCCGGGGGCGGCAGGAAACCGCCUCGGACCAGUCGCCGGGAAAACGUGGUCUUAGCUGUGGGGGGGGCUUCGAGCAGGCCUCGACCCCUCUGUCUGACCCGAGGAGAGGCCCAGCGCCUCAUCCUCACCCGGCCUUUGUGCAGGGCGCCGGCGGCCAUUGUGUCCGUGCGGGGAAUGGAGGAGCCGGCAAUCUGCCACCGCCGCGUCUGGGGCCUUUGGGGGAUUCUAAGAAAGCCCGAGACGUUUCUGGGGUGUCCCAGGCCUUCAGUCUCCCGGAAAGGCCCAGAGAUGGCUUUUCCGAAGUCAGACCGCAGAUGCGAGAUAGUUUCCCCCUCCUUUCGUCCCCCAUCGAAACCUUGAGCCCCAUUGAGAAGUCCCUUCAGGGUUUCAGAAGCCUCACCCUGGGCUGGUACUUAAAUAGGGGAGGGAAAAAAAAAAAAAAAGCCUAAACCCACACCAGCCACCUCCAGGAGAGUUCUCCUGGCUCCCAGUAGGAGGCGGAGAGCCAAGGGGCGUGCGAGAGCGAGGGGGCUGGGCUCCCGGGUGGCAGGAGGCCGUGGCUACGGAGCGGCCGCCCUGGAUCCAGGCAAUGGAAGAGGAAACAAGCGAGGGGGCCGGUUCCUGCGCUUCAUAAUUCCUGUGUCGCCUCCUGGGCUCCCAGCCUGCCGGGUCGCAUGAUCCUUUCAAGCCAGAGCUGGUUUUUUUGCCGGCCGCCGCGAGGUCGGCUGACUUACCGGCAUCCCGGCUGCCACCUCCUCUCGCGACCUGUGAUACAAAAGACCUGGGGGGCUGCACCUGCCUGCCGUCGCCUGAGACGGAUUUGAAUCUCUUUCUCUCCCUUCAGAACCAUAUCUUGGCUUUGGAUCUCAGAAGAGAAGCACUAAGCAGAGACCAGACGCGGUGAGAAAGCAGGUGUUUUGGACAAUGGACUGGUCGAACCCAUCCCUAUUAUAAAAAUGUCUCAGAGCAACCGGGAGCUGGUGGUUGACUUUCUCUCCUACAAGCUUUCCCAGAAAGGAUACAGCUGGAGUCAGUUUAGUGAUGUGGAAGAGAACAGAACUGAGGCCUCAGAAGGAACUGAAUCAGAGAUGGAAACACCCAGUGCCAUCAAUGGCAACCCAUCCUGGCACCUGGCGGACAGCCCUGCAUUGAAUGGAGCUACUGGCCACAGCAGCAGCCUGGAUGCCCGGGAGGUGAUCCCCAUGGCAGCCGUGAAGCAAGCGCUGAGGGAGGCGGGUGAUGAGUUUGAACUAAGGUAUCGGCGGGCAUUCAGUGACCUGACUUCCCAGCUCCACAUCACCCCAGCAACAGCAUAUCAGAGCUUUGAGCAGGUAGUGAACGAACUCUUCCGGGAUGGGGUGAACUGGGGUCGCAUUGUGGCCUUUUUCUCCUUCGGUGGGGCACUGUGCGUGGAAAGCGUAGACAAGGAGAUGCAGGUAUUGGUGAGUCGGAUCGCAACUUGGAUGGCCACUUACCUGAAUGACCACCUAGAGCCUUGGAUCCAGGAGAAUGGCGGCUGGGACACUUUUGUGGAACUCUAUGGGAACAAUGCAGCAGCUGAGAGCCGAAAGGGACAGGAGCGCUUCAACCGCUGGUUCCUGACGGGCGUGACUGUGGCUGGCUUGGUUAUGCUGGGCUCACUCUUCAGUCGAAAAUGACCAGACACUGACUACCCACUUACCCUCCUACCCCACUCCUGUCCCCACCACAUCCCCAUCCAACCACCAUUGCCACCAGGAGAACUACUACAUACAGCCCACAGCCACCCACCCAUAACAGGGUUGGCCCUAGACCUUUUCCCCCCCGCAGUUAGUUUUCUAGAAUUUACCACGCUUCUCUGACAGCCACCUUCCCCUACAAUUCAUCUGUUCUUCUGUCCUCAAAAACCACAAAGUUUUCCCAAAAUCUUCCCCAUGGAAGCUGGCAAGUGUGGCGGGGGUUGUGGCUGGGGGCUGGAGGGCCUUACCUGAUUGGUGGAACCCACUUUUCCCUUAGCCUCUCCAAGAAGGCUUUCCUGCCAGGGAGCUGGAGAGUUUUCUGACCUUUUUUCCCCAGAAAGAGACUAGAUUGCCUUCGUUUUGAUGUUUGUGGCCUCAGAAUUGAUCAUUUCCUAUCUAGCUCUAUACCCCAGGACCUGGGAUCCCUUUCCUUUCAUCCCCACUCCCCAAGAGUCGAGUAGGGGCCACUUCUGACUAGGGAUUCAGUCUGCUUGGGAUAAAGAAGCAAGGACCAGGACCCCAUCCCCACCUCUGACCUGGCCAAAGUCCCUUCCCCCCAGUCCCAAUGUCCUCCAGAGACCUCUGGCUGGAGGUCAGUCCCACUCAGGAGGGAGGGAUCUGUAGCUGCAGGAAGUACCCUAUGCCAAAGCUAAGGAGGCCCUUGCAGUUUAGCACCACCCCAGUUCCUUUCCCUUCCCCUGGCUCCCAUAACCAUGACUGAGGGACCAACUGGGCCCAAGACAGGUGUCCCAGAGCUGUUUAUGGCCUCAGCUGCCUCCCUUCCUGCAAGGAGAUCAGCCUGUGACAUCUUGGCUUUGGGCUGCUGCCCAUGGGGUCCAGAGUUCAAGGCCUCAGCCCAAAAGUAAAGGAGAGCUAAAGGGAGCAGCUGUGGAAGCCCUAGGGUCUUCCCUACCUCAGGCAGGAAGGGCAGAAAUGAGAGCCUCAAGCAGAGGAUAGAGGUAAGGCUGGCUGGAAGGCCAGUCCUGCCUGGCCAAACAGAUUUGUACCCCACCCCCAUUCAGCCUGGGCAGCCGGGCUACCAAGGUUAGAGUGGCCUGGCCAGGAGUCCCUCUCAGGCCUCCCUCUCUCCUCUGCUCCACCCAUGGCCUGUCUCAUCCCUAGGGGUCCCAGCCUAGCCCUGGCCACCCUGGGCUCUCUGCUGUACAUAUUCAAGACUAGUUUUUAUUCCUUGUGAAGAUGAUAUACUAUUUUUGUUAAGAGUGUCUGUAUUUAUGUGUGAGGAGCUGCUGGCUUGCUGUGCGUGUGCACGUGGAGAGCUGGUGCCCAGAGAUUGAACAGCCUGACGCUCCCUCCCCUGCCCUGGUCCGGGGAAGCCAUCCAGGGGUCCUGGCUCCUGAGGGGCACCUGUCCCUCCCCCCACCCCCACCCCACACUUGUUCCAGCUCUUUGAAAUAGUCUGUGUGACUGUGAACGUGCAGUUCAGUAAUAAACUAUGUUGAAUCAGUGAACAAA